Molecule: messenger RNA, 1894 nt
Organism: Vitis riparia (riverbank grape)
Lineage: Eukaryota; Viridiplantae; Streptophyta; Magnoliopsida; Vitales; Vitaceae
Product: protein phosphatase 2C 51-like
Exons: 3
Coding region: 448-1629 (393 amino acids)
Biological process (GO): protein dephosphorylation
Cellular component (GO): nucleus; cytosol
Molecular function (GO): cation binding; protein serine/threonine phosphatase activity
Source: RefSeq, a predicted model, not a curated record
AUUGCAGAGAGAGAGGAGAGAGAGCAAUAGAGAGAGAGAUAUGGUUUCAACAUUCUUUGUCAGUGAAACAAAAAAGAGGACCCCGGUAACAGCCUCUGUUUCUGCAGUAGGUUACGUCCCACCACAUCAUCGCCCCCUCAACACUGGACAUCCUUCCAAAGUCCCGCCCAAUUCCUCCAUACGCCACGUGUUCUUCGACUAACUGAAUUCUUCCACGUCUCGCGCAAGCUCGCGAACAGUCACUCUGUAACCGCCGUUUCGGCCAACACAUGGCGGCCAUAGAAGGAGUCGGUGUCCCCCGCUCACUAUGGCUUUUGUAUUUAAUCCACUUUGGAGCAGCCGCGGUUUCUAGGGUGGGUUUGUGGAGAAAUUUUCCGGGGAAGAGGAGGAAAGUGUAUGAAUUGUUAUGGUGAGUGGUAGAGAGGGAGUGGUUACUUUGACCCUGAGAUGGACUCGGUAGAGACGAUUAAGCCUAGGGUGGAUCCUCAGCUGGGGGCAGAUGCAUAUGUGAAGAAGAGACGUACAGGAAUCAAAGAAGAGGCCUCUUUCAGGUCUUCAAAGGGUGUCGAAGAAGAGUCCAAAAUGGAUGACGGUGCCGUGAAACUGAAUUCGGAGCUUUCGACGUCGGGUUCUUCCGCGCCGGAGUCAUCCGCGUCGCAGAGCGGUGGGGCAUCGGAUGGAGAAGUGGUCUCUGAGAGUGAGGAGCAGGGAGGAAAGGAAGGAGAGAAGUGUGUCUCGACGUGUGUCCCACAUGGAUCAAUGUCGGUGAUUGGGCGGAGGAGGGCCAUGGAAGACGCCCUGACGGUGGCACCGGGAGAGUUCGACUCGUACGAUUUCUACGCUGUGUACGACGGUCACGGCGGGGCUAAGGUGGCGUACGCGUGUCGUGAUCGUCUGCACAGGUUACUCGCGAAAGAGAUCGAGGAUGCGAUAAAUGGCGAAGGACGAAUAGAUUGGGAGAACGUGAUGGUGGCGAGCUUUUCAAAGAUGGAUGAAGAGAUUAAUGGCGAAGCCAGUCAGGUGGAAGACAGGUCCACUUCUUCCUUGCUCAGGUCGAUGGGGUCGACGGCGGUGGUGGUGGUGGUUGGCCCCGAGAAGCUUGUGGUGGCUAAUUGCGGCGAUUCUAGAGCCGUUCUCUGCCGCCGCGGCGUUGCCGUCCCACUGUCUCGUGAUCAUAAGCCUGACAGGCCUGAUGAAAGGGAGAGAGUGGAAGCAGCAGGAGGGAAAGUGAUAAAUUGGAAUGGUUUUCGUAUUCUAGGAGUGCUUUCUACCUCACGAUCAAUAGGGGAUUACUUUCUGAAGCCAUAUGUGACCCCCAAACCAGAGGUCACAGUUUGGGAGCGAGAAGAGUUUGAUGACUUCAUUGUAAUAGCAAGCGAUGGUUUAUGGGAUGUUAUUACAAAUGAGCUUGCCUGCAAGAUUGUGAGGAAAUGCUUUGACGGCCAAAUUAGGAGGAGAGUCUCGGAGGGAAUGAGUAGAAGUUGUGCAGCAAAGGCUGCAGCAAUGCUAACUGAACUGGCAAUGGCUCAAGGAAGCAAAGACAAUAUCAGCGUAGUGGUGGUGGAGCUUAAGAAACAUUUGUGCCAAUGGGGCCUCAAGCUGAAGAAUCCAAACAGCCCAAGCCAUUGAUCUUUUUGUGACGUUGUAGUUGAGCUUAAGAAACGUUAUGCUUUGGGGGCCUUUAAAGCUAUAAUAAGAAGCCAAACAAGCCCAAGCCCUUUAUUUUUUUGUCUAAUGGGCCUUUCUUUCUUUCCCGUUUUGAGAUUGUAGUUGGAGAGUAGAUGAGUGAGGCCAUAGUGACAUUCUAUCCAGAUAUUGUGGUGGGUGGUGGCCAAUUACUUGUCUACGGUGUAACAUUGAACUGGAGUUUUCAAGGCACGGUCAUUUCUUCUAA